AUGGGUGGAAAGGAGUCCAAGUUAUCGUACAUCCCGUACGAGGAUGUUAUGAAGCGAAUACGGGAAAACGAGAUGAAGAGACUCAAGGAUGCUUUUAAACGGGUUUCAAGUUUUGGAGGGAUGAUGACUGAGAACAUGUUUACAAGGGAGGUGUUGGGGGACGGUGUACCAAACAACAUAUCACAGCUGCUGUAUAAGGGAUUUGGAGGGACUUCAAAAGGAAUGUCUUUGAAAGACCUUCUGACUGGAUUAGUCAUCAUCACCAAAGGUUCCAAGGAAGAUAAAAUCAAAUUGAUAUUUGGGAUGUAUGCUGAUGAAUCCUAUACGUAUGUCCAGAAAGAUGAUAUGGAUAGACGGAUAUUGGAGACAGAGGGACAAGUAUCAACAGCAUUAUCAGACCUUUUCCUUGAGAGUGACCAGGUUGGAUUUGACCAGUUCCGGUCAUGGCUGUAUCACCAUCCUGAUGCUACCAUCAUUACAAAAUGGUUGCUCAUGGAGCCAAUGACAAUAUCCCUGUCCAACGACACAGAUACGCCCACCUUUUACCAAACUCUGGCUGGGGUCACCCACCUGGAGGAGGAUGACAUCAGUGAACUUGACAAACGCUACUGGGUUUUAAAGUCACAAUCCAAGAGUGGCAAGUUUGACCUUGAAACGUUUCGGGCACUAGUGUGUCCGCCGGUGCCUGAAUCUGUGUGUGAAGGUCUGUUCAUGGCGUUUGAUGAGAACCGUGACAAUCACAUUGAUUUUAAAGAGAUGGCCUGUGGUAUAUCAGCGUGUUGCCGUGGUCCCAGUACAGAAAGACAGAAAUUUUGCUUUAAAGUUUUUGAUGCCAACCAUGACAACAAGCUGAACCAUGCAGAACUGAAAUGUAUGCUGAAUGCCUUACUGCUCAUUAGGUUUGAGAGCCGCAGUGUGGCAGAGCUGGAGGCUGAUAUGUUCCACAAGAUGGACCCACAUACGGUAGCCAGUGAGAUUCUAGCCUGUCAUGACACAGAUAAGGAUGGCUGUAUCUCGAUGGCGGAAUACCUAGUUUGGACAGUCAAUAACACGCUCGCUGACGACUUCCUAGAUCUCCUUAGUCAAAUUUGUCAUAUAGUAUUGGGACUAAAGCCUCAGAAAAGAGAAGAAGAAGGGAAAAUUGUCAAUGAUUGGCUGUCACGGGAGUCACGGAAACCGUUCCGUGUGGGACAAGUAUGGUACCUGAUAGCUAUGCAGUGGUGGAACUCCUGGGUAGAAUAUGUCAGUCCUACGGCUGUCGAGGCUAAUGGCUUGUUGGAUCAGAAUGGUAUAGAGAAGGGAUCAUUCCUUGAUUCACCUGUACACCAAAGGAUUACUAAAGGAAAGCAUCAAUCAAAAACUCUUCCUUGGGAUGAUGAUUCUGUGAUUGUUGUCAAUGUUACCAAGGGAACGAACUCUGAACUGGGUGGUGCGACCAAUCAAGUUCGUAACCACACUUUACCUCGGGCCUCAAACUCGAGCUCUGUGUAUAGCAGCCCUCUGAGGCAUUGUCUAAAUCCUGGUGAAUCGGUUGUGGCCAAUCGCAGUCCUAGUCCCUCUCCAAAACUGCGCAAGAAAAAUGUUCAUUCGUGUAAUUCUGUACCCCCUCGACCAGGAGCAAUCGACAAUAGUCAGCUAAUAGCUCCCAACACCACCAAGGUGUCAUCCCUAACUAAUGAAGGGGGUCGUCUCAAAAGAGAUACAAUGUUAGUGAGAGGAAAAGAUUUUGAGCUAGUCCCAGAGCCAGUGUGGCGAGCCCUGUCUGUAUGGUAUGGGACAAAUACACCACUUCCAAGAACUGUGAUAGCCUCGGCAAACAAUGAUGGAAUUCCAGAGUUGGAACUAUACCCUGUAACAGUGCGAUUACAACGCCAUCAAAUGCCUAGUCAACGCCCCGCCCACAUGACCACAUUGACUGGCAUGAUGUCCGGCAUUGGUGGUAUGGCAUUAUCAAUGACCAACUUUGUGGCUAACAAUCCCCCAAUGCCACGUCGGUUUGUGGCAUAUUCAGCAACGUUUAGUCAGCAGCACACUCUACAGCAGGUGUACGAGUUUCUGUGUACAAAACUGAGGCUAAAUAGGGAAGAUAUGCGCCUCUGGAAGAUAGGACAGAAAGAAGAUAACAUGUCACUGCUGGACGAUGAGAAUAUGCUGAUAGAGGAAUGUUAUUUAGAAGAAAACCAGCUUGUCCUCAUAGAAAUUCGUAACAAAGAUCUCACUUGGCCGGAGGAAAUGUCACAACUUGCCAAGAACAAAACUUGUCGUAAAGACCAAGCUCCCACCCAGAAAGGCGCCACAGGUCUGAAUAACCUUGGUAACACAUGUUUUAUGAAUGCUGCAGUUCAAUGUGUUUCCAACACCUGGCCUCUUACUCAUUACUUCAUUGGUGGACUGCACCUGUUUGAACUCAACAGGACAAACCCUCUGGGUAUGAAAGGACACAUUGCUCAACGGUAUGGUGAUCUAGUCAAGGACCUCUGGAGUGGGACAGCCAAGUCAAUAGCUCCUCUCAAACUUCGGUGGACGAUAGGGAAAUAUGCGCCUCGUUUUAACGGCUUCCAGCAACAUGACUCUCAGGAACUUCUCAGCUUUCUGUUGGAUGGCCUUCAUGAAGAUCUCAACAGGGUUCAUGACAAACCAUAUGUUGAGUUGAAGGACAGUGACGGUCGACCAGAUAACACAGUGGCUGAGGAGGCAUGGGAAAACCACUUGAAGAGGAACCAAUCAAUCAUUGUUGACUUUUUUCACGGUCAACUGAAAUCUGAGGUCAGGUGUCAAGAGUGUAGCCAUGUCAGUGUGAGGUUUGAUCCCUUCAAUUACCUGUCUCUACCCCUACCUAUGGAGAGUUGUAUACACCUAGAGGUCAUAGUGAUGCGUCUGGAGGGAUCUGUCCCGAAGAAGUACGGGCUUAGAUUGAACAUGGACGAGAAGUACCGAGCCCUGAAGAGAGAGCUCAGUAAGCUAGCCAACAUUCCAUUUGAUCAGAUCCUCUUUGUGGAAAUCAUGGGACCACUUGUCAAGACCCUACCCAAAGAUGAUCAGAAAGUUCGGACAUUACUAGGGGGUGUACUAUAUGCCUACGAGCUCCCUCCACCGGAGGAUAUCAAACCCCUUACCCUAGAGGAGGAAAAAAAUAAUAAAUCCAAGAGUAAUUUGGGGCUAAAUGACAUACAGAGAGGACUCACAAAAGCCAAAGUUCAGACAAAGCUAUCCAAUGGUAAUGUAUUACCUACAAGUCUUACUACAAGUUCUGACAGUGGAUCUCUCUCAACUGGAAACACACCAUCACAUUCCCGUAACCCAAGCGAUGCAGGAAUGAUGGGAAGUCUUAAUGGAACACCAGAAAAUAACAACAGUAUGGCAAGAUCUGUAGGGGAGAUCUUGUUUAAAGGCUUCGUCAUCAGUGUUCACAGGAAAAUGAACCUGAUGGAUGUUUACUUCCUAUCAUCUCAGAAAACUCGCCCGUGUUUGUUUGGGACACCAAUUAUUCUUCCAUGUUCUGAGAAGACAAAUAACCUUGACCUUUAUCAGUUUGUAUGGACACAGGUUUCUCGCCUAGUCAGUCCCUUACCCCCAUCAGAGGCCAAAUCAGCAAAUCAUGCACAGGACUGUGAUGACAGUCUGGGAUACGAGUACCCUUUCACACUGAAGGUCGUACAGAAGGAUGGACUGACAUGUGCCUGGUGUCCCUGGUAUAGGUUCUGCCGUGGAUGUCGACUGGAAUGUACCUCAGAUCCUUUUAACUUUGGAAGUUCCUUUAUAGCCAUCGACUGGGAACCUACAGCACUACAUCUACGCUACCAAACCUCGCAUGAGAAAUUAUGGGAGGAACACAGCAGUGUUGAAGAGAGUCGGCGACGGCAGACAGAGCCCAUUGACCUUGACACAUGUCUGCAAGCUUUCACGAAGGAGGAGGAGCUAGGGGAGGAUGAGUUGUACUACUGCUCUAAGUGUAAAAAACAUUGUCUAGCAGUGAAAAAACUAGACAUCUGGCGACUACCCCCUAUACUGAUUAUAAACUUAAAAAGAUUCCAGUUUCUAAAUGGAAAAUGGGUCAAGUCUCACAAGAUUGUCAAGUUUCCUGUAGAAGAUUUUGACCCAUCAAAUUACAUUGCACCAACCAGGAAAAUUGACAACAAAAGUCAGAAUUCUACCACCAGCACCUCCUCUGAGGAGAGCCUCAACCAAAGUAACCACUGCUGUCAGAACUUAAACCCCUCGACCCAACAUAACCCUGUGCCAAAUGAGCGGAUGUGGGGCUCUGUUUCUAGUGGAAUCUCUUCUGAUGAAUCUGGUUCUGUAAUGGAUGUCAGUGACUACAGUCAGAUGAAUGGAGACAUAAGGACAGGAGACAGCAGUGAGUCUUCCAGUCUCAGUAAACCCUGCCAGCUGUGUACUGCCAAGCGUGGCAAUGACUACUCCAAUGUCAAGUACAACCUUUAUGCAAUGUCGUGUCACACGGGAAUACUUGGUGGAGGACAUUAUGUUGGAUAUGCAAAGAAUCCCAACAAGAAGUGGUACUGUUAUAAUGACAGCAGUUGUAAGGAGAUUCCUUCUAACAGUUUGGAUACCAACUCUGCCUAUAUCUUAUUCUACGAACAACAAGGUUUAGAUUUUGCCAAAUUUAUGCCAGAUUUAACAGGGAAAGAACCAGAUCUUCAGGAGAUUGAGGAUGAGUUUGAAUCAGACUUUAAAAAGAUGUGUGUUCUCCAAUGACACACACCAGCACGGUACUGGAACAGACUGUAGCUACUUUACAAGGUACCAUUGUACACCUUUUCCACCAUGGGAGUUCAGACUGUACUGGAACAGACUGUGCCUAGUUACUAAGGUACUGUUGUACACUUUCCACUG
Ylistrum balloti is the source of this 4854-nucleotide messenger RNA. Its product is annotated as ubiquitin carboxyl-terminal hydrolase 32-like. Bases 1 to 4716 code for a protein of 1571 amino acids. The record is from RefSeq and is a predicted model, not a curated record. The transcript is spliced from 34 exons. Gene Ontology annotation, molecular function: cysteine-type deubiquitinase activity; calcium ion binding. Gene Ontology annotation, cellular component: Golgi apparatus. Gene Ontology annotation, biological process: protein deubiquitination. Lineage: Eukaryota; Metazoa; Mollusca; Bivalvia; Pectinida; Pectinidae.